AUGGAAUCCCUCAACCAAAACCUCAUGCUCUCUUCCUCUUCCUUCUUCUCCAUCCCCUUCCUCCUCACCACGCUAAUUGCAAUCAUUCUUGCAGCCACCUUAUUCAUCGUCCGAAACCAUAGAAAGCUAACCACAACCGCCGGUUCAAACUCGCCGCCGGGCCCAUGGAAGCUCCCCAUCAUAGGCAACAUCCACCAGAUGGUCGGCGACCAACCCCACCGCCGGCUCAGGGACCUCGCCCGCAAACACGGCCCCGACGUCAUGCGCCUCCAGCUCGGCGAGCUCUCUUGCAUCGUAAUCUCGACCCCUGAAGCCGCCAAACUAGUCAUGAAAACCCACGACAAGGCCUUCGCGUCACGGCCCCGUCUCCUGGCUGCAGAUUUAGUCUUCUACGGCAGCAAGAGCCUAACCCUGGCGCCCUACGGAGAGUUCUGGAAGCAGAUGCGCAAGAUCUGCACCCUGGAGCUUCUCAGCGCCCAACGAGUCCGAUCCUUCCGCUCCAUAAGGGAAGCGGAGGUCUCCGAUCUCGUGGCCUCCAUUGCUCGCGCAGCAGCUGCAGGGAAAGCCGUGGAUCUCAGCACGAUGCUGCCUGCUUUGACGACCGCCAUAACUUCCAGGGCUGCAUUCGGCAAAUCGCAGCAGCUGACCACCGAUCGUGCUUUCCAGGUGGUUUUCGACAACAUUUCGGAGGUUUUGGGAGGUUUCGCAAUCUCUGAUCUCUAUCCUUCACUCAAAUGGCUGCCUGCCCUCACUGGGUUGAAAGCAAGGCUGGAGAAGCUGCGGAAGGCGUCGGACUCGGUACUAGACCGGAUCAUCGACGACAAUAGAUCCAGGAAAUCGUCAGCGACGACGGCCGCCGAAAGCAAAGGUGAUGACGAAGAGAAUGUUCUUGAUAUUCUUCUCAACCUUCAGGAAAGCCAGGAUGCUGGAGUUCCCAUCACCAUGGAUGUCAUUAAAGCAGUGACUUUGGAACUAUUUAUGGGUGGUGUUGACACAUCAGCGUCAACGGUUGAGUGGAGCAUGUCGGAAAUGAUAAAUAAUCCGAGAAUACUACAUAAAGCACAACAGGAGGUGAGACAGGCGCUCGGUGAUGACCGUGGAAACAGUGUGGACGAAGCUAGCCUUCAUCGGUUGAAGUAUUUGGAUAUGGUCAUCGCCGAGACUUUAAGAUUACACCCGCCGGGUCCUCUGCUCGUUCCGCGAGAAAAUAGAGAGCGACAGGUGGAGCUGAAUUCGUACGUCAUCCCGGCCAACACCCAUGUUAUCGUGAAUGCAUGGGCGGUCAAUCGAGAUCCCCGUUACUGGACGGAGGCGGAGAGAUUUGUUCCGGAGAGAUUUGUGGACCGCUCCAUUGAUUAUACGGGGAACGAUUUUCAGUUCAUUCCAUUUGGUGCUGGGAGAAGGAUGUGCCCUGGAGUUUCUUUUGGAACGGCGGUCGUAAAACUUACUCUAGCUAGUUUGCUUUUCCAUUUUGACUGGUCACUUCCGGCUGAACAAAAAAGCAUUAAUCUGACAGAAUGCUUUGGAGCUACACUCAGAAGACAAUAUGCACUUCAUCUUCUUCCAACUCAAUAUUGCAGCGUGCUUUGA
This is a messenger RNA of Linum tenue, 1590 nucleotides long. Lineage: Eukaryota; Viridiplantae; Streptophyta; Magnoliopsida; Malpighiales; Linaceae. The record is from the annotation of a GenBank genome assembly.